Molecule: messenger RNA, 1746 nt
Organism: Magallana angulata
Lineage: Eukaryota; Metazoa; Mollusca; Bivalvia; Ostreida; Ostreidae
Exons: 1
Coding region: 18-1715 (565 amino acids)
Biological process (GO): positive regulation of DNA-templated transcription
Cellular component (GO): chromatin; nucleoplasm
Molecular function (GO): zinc ion binding; protein binding; ubiquitin-protein transferase activity
Source: RefSeq, a predicted model, not a curated record
AAGUGUUGUGAUCAACCAUGGAUCCUCAUUCUAGUGCCCAGGAUGUUCACCGAUGUGACCUUUGUGAGACCACCAUAGUACACAGCUACUGUGACUUUUGUCAAGUCAACCUCUGCAAGCCAUGUAUAAUAGAUCACAUAUUUGAUGAAUAUGAAAAACACAAAAUAGUCCCUUUCCAGAAGCGGAGAUCAACCCUCAUUUAUCCAAAAUGCGGAACGCAUCCACACAAAAAAUGUGAAUUUCUGUGCAAAGACUGUAACAACAUUUUUGUUUGCUCUUCCUGUGUGACCUCUGAACAGCACAGGAACCAUAAACUGGAAGAAAUUGCAGAAGUUUACAAAACAAAGAGACAAACUAUCGAGAAAGAAGCAGAUCAGUUAGAAAACCAUACAUUCCCAACCGUUAAAGAAAUUACCCGCGACUUGGAAAAUCAGCUUGCCAAUCUAGAUGGAGGAUAUGAGAAACUUACAACAACAAUGUCCAAACAAGGAGAGCAAUUGCACAGAGAAAUUGACAUCAUAAUCAAUAAAAUGAAAACUGAAAUAAGCGAGAUAAAAAUGAAACACAGAGACAUUCUACAGAAACACUUGGAUGAAAUCAAACAGAUACAGUCUCUCAUAAAACAAACAUUACUUGCAAUAGAAGAAAUCAAGAAUUCAAAUGAAGUAUCUUCUUCCAUUGAAUUCAACUCUAAAAUCUUAGAAUUUAGCAAGCUUCCACCCAAGGUUCAGAUAUCACUGCCAACAUUCAUUCCAAAACAAAUAUUCAAUUAUAAUCUGUAUAGUUUGUUUGGUCAUAUCGCCCCAUUAUCUACUACACCAGAAAAAAAUAUCUUGUCACUUAUCCAACCCAACAUUUUAUUCAGAGAACUACUGGAUGAACCAGAGCUUGUUGCCACAAUACAAACUGGGUAUAAAGGACUACACAGUGUUUGUCAAAAUAAAGACAAUAUUUGGCUGAGCGGACUGGACCAAGAUAUCAAAUGCUUCAACCAUAAUGGUUCACUCCUCAAGACAAUCAAGAUAAAACCAAAUCAUUGGCCUCUUGAUAUAGUUGAAGACACUGAUGGGCAUCUCAUAUACUCUUGUUGUAAAUCAGGGACAGUAAAUAAAGUAAAGAAUGGCCAGAUUGAAGAAUUGAUCAGGUUCCAGGACUGUAUGCCUGGUAUGCUGUGUAUCACCUCUACUGGUGAUCUCCUGGUGUCCAUCAUGAUCAAUGAUGGUGAAUUUGAAACACAAUUCAAAGUAGUCCGUUACUCAGGAUCUACAGAGAAACAAAUAAUUCAAUUUGAUGAGGAAGGUAAACCUCUGUACUCAGGGAAUGCCCACACUAAGUACAUCACUGAAAACAGAAACAAUGACAUCUGUGUAGCUGACCAUGGGGCUGGUGCAGUAGUGGUGGUUAAUCAGGACGGCAAACUCAGAUGGAGAUACACCGGUCAUCCCUCAACUAAAACGAUCAAUCCAUUUGAACCCUGGGGUAUCACAACGGAUAGUCAGAGUCGUAUCCUGACAAGAGAUUAUAAAAACCAUUGUAUCCACAUCCUUGAUCAGAAUGGAGAGUUUCUCCGUUACAUAGAUAACUGUGAUCUGGAGUAUCCCUCUGAUUUAUGUGAGGACAAUAAUGACUAUCUGUUUGUGUGUGAGUGGAAAAAAGGCAACUUAAAGAAAAUCAAAUACUCAAAAGAGACGCCAUCGUUUGAAUUAGUUAUGUAAUUCAUAUACCGUUUUUACAUGUACACAUGAA